GUCAGGAGUUAUGCUUGUAGCAAACAGAGAAGUAGAUGGACUGACAUAUUAACUUGAUAUUUUAUGUAAAAUUUUCAUCAUGAGUGCUAAAGACGAGGGGCGCUUCGAUCCAAAAGAACACCAGCACCUGCGUUACAACCCCCUGAGGGACACCUGGGUCCUCGUGUCAGCCCACCGCAUGAAAAGACCAUGGGCCGGCCAGAUUGAAAAACCGCCUGAGGAACUGAUACCCCGAUCUGACCCCAAUAAUCCGCUCUGUCCAGGGAAUGUACGCGCAAAUGGAAUGAAAAACCCUGAAUAUGAUGGUACUUUUGUGUUUGAAAACGACUUCCCUGCUCUUCAGCCAGAUGCUCCAGAUCCAGGUCCAGAUCAACACCCACUGUUCCAGUCAAAACCGGCUAGAGGUGUUUGUAAGGUCAUGUGUUUUCAUCCGUGGUCCGACAUCACCCUCCCACUCAUGAAAAAGAAAGAAAUAGUCAAAGUGAUUGACAAAUGGGCUGAGCUGGUAGAAGAACUGGGUGCCACUUACCCCUGGGUUCAGAUCUUUGAGAAUAAGGGAGCUGUAAUGGGAUGCUCCAAUCCUCAUCCUCAUUGUCAGGUGUGGGCCAGCAGCUUCCUGCCUAAUGAGCCAGCUCUUUCAGACGGCUGUCAGAGACGCUUUUAUGAGAAGCACCGAGAGCCCCUGCUUUUGCAGUACGCCACUCAGGAGGCUGAAAAGAAGGAGCGAGUGGUGGUGGAGAACACUUUUUGGUUGGCGGUGGUACCAUAUUGGGCGACCUGGCCUUUCCAGUUGCUACUGUUACCACGCCGACAUGUGCUCAGACUCAAUGACCUGACGGCAGAGGAGAGGGAGGAACUGGCUGACAUAAUGAAGCGGCUGCUGACAAAGUACGACAACCUAUUUGAAGUGAGCUUCCCUUACUCCAUGGGUUGGCAUGGUGCUCCAACUGGCCCCCAUUUGAAGGAAGACAACUCUCAUUGGCAGCUACAUGCACACUACUACCCUCCGCUGCUACGCUCUGCUACGGUCAAAAAGUUCAUGGUGGGAUAUGAGAUGCUCGCCCAAGAGCAGAGGGACCUCACACCUGAGCAGGCUGCAGAGAAACUGCGCAAUCUACCGGAAGAACAUUUCAAAAGUAGAAAACCCCCGGAGAAAUGAGGAAGAAGAGGAGUAAGGAUCAAAUGGUCGGUGGAUGCAAAUUAGAAAGGGAGAAGACGAACAAGAGCUGCUCAGAAGUCCUCAAGGUUUUUUCUCAGAUGAAACUAUCAACUACAAACACAGCCAUACAUUUCAUAUUGAAGCAGCUUUAAAUGUGGAAAAAUGAUGCUUUAGAUUUAAAUAUUCUGGUCCAACUUCCUUUUCUUUGCUUUAAACCUAGAGUAUUAAGUCAAUCGGGUUUAUUGGAGAGGACUUUGACAUUUGAUGUGUCUGUCACCAACAUGUUACUGAAAUCAAUUCAAAUCAUUUGAAAGAAAGACUGUUUUUUUUUCUCGUUUUUUGUGUUGAAGCCACAUGAUUGACAGCGUUAUUCUAGAAGCAAAUAUGAAAUAUGCUAUUGUCAAUAUGAAAUUAUGUUACAAGCCUCAUCUGAAGUAAACAUUGUGAAGUAAUGUUGCAAGCCACCCAUAACACCGCAGUGUCUGGAGCCAGACGUGGCUUGACUUGGCGGAUUUCAUCUGAGCUCCGUUGACUUUACAGUUCAGAUUGAGUAAACCCACGCAAGCUGGAGCCAAACCAGCAACCAACUUGCUGUGAGCUGGUCGUGCUUACCGCUUCCCCAUACAUGAAUUAUAAUGAGACAAAUACCAAUCAUACAAGUGGAAUGAAUUAUAGAACAAAAGAAGACAUGUAUUGAUUUCUUGGUCAAAAUAAGCGAUGAAUCGCUGAAGACAAUUUCAUUUACUUAUAUGUCUGGAUUUAAUUCCUGUUGCUUUCUGGCUGAAUGUGACACAGUUAGAUAAAUGACUGAAGAAAAUUUGUACAUCAAGAGAGCCAAAAGAUGUUUUCAUUGUAGAAACUGUCUCUAUGUUUUCUGCAUUCACGUCCCUCCAGCCUCCUACUUUCCUUUCUCCCUGAUCUACUGGCCAGUACACGCCUCUUAUGAUCUCCUCCAUUCGAGUAGCACAUAUCUGUUAACUGGGCCAGAUAUGUGCUUCAUAUUGAUGGAUAAAUAUAGAAGAGGAAGUGUUUUGCUUUCACAAACUUGCAUCAUCCAGUCUGUCCUCUGACGGAAUUGGUGGAGACAGAACUUUGACUUGGUUCUGACUUCCCAGGCUGUAUUUCUGUGAACAUCUAGUGGCGUGAUGUUUUACACUGCUCUUCAGUUCUUCCACCACGUUGCUGCAGUGCUUGACCUGACCCAGUGAACUCAUCUGAUUUGCAUCAGUACAACAUUUCUGUCAGCCUGUCAUGCAUUAUCCAUCCCUCAGGGGGGCGUUUAUUAUCGUCGCAAGUUUAUUCUGGAGUUCCUACUGCUCAAAAAUCACGAGCGUCUUGGCAGUUCAUCACUCAGCAUUCUUGUAAUCCACUUUGCUGAUUUCAAUCCAGCGUGUCUUUAUUACAAAUGAUGUAUUUACACCAUCCCAAAACCCCCAAAUCUUUUCUCCCCGUCAGACUAUAUUGCAUCCUCUUUCUAUCAGCACACUUGUUUUUCUCCCGCUGGCGUAUUUCACAAAAAUUCAAACAGUUUUCUAGGCCUGAGUUUCACGAAAUUGAGUGAAAACAAUAAGUACUUGCAGACACACUUUGACACAGCGACACACAAGUUUCACUUUCAAUAAGUACUUGAAUUCAGGGACAACUUUGAGUGCUGAUAAAUAAAGCAGUUGUGAUGCCUUGGAUAAAAGCUGGGGCGCUUUGGGGACACGGAUGUAUCUGAGUCCACAUGUGUGUUUGAGCAGCCAUCAGUGUGUGUUGUGCGCAGCCGUUGUUAUGUACUGUGACAAAUCUCAUUCAUCCAGGUCAAUAUUUAUCCAGUCCUCCAGGCUUACUGGAUCCUCUUCUCUUCUAUUUCAUCACUCCGUUGAGACUUUGUGUGCUUGUUUGUGCGUGCAUGUCAAUGUGUGUUUUAUAUUCGGUGGCAGAGAAAGGAUGAUAGUUUGGCUCCAGACCCGAGCUAUUGCUCUCCUCUUGCAGCAGCACCAAUCGCAAAUUCCUCGCCUACCACUGCGAGUGAUGCCAAUUCUGAUUGGUGCAAGUGGUUUGAAAGUGAACAACCCGUUGUUCUGUACCUUUGCGGCUUGAAAAAUGAAAAAACUAAAUUACGCUAACCCUACCUUGUGCAUUGAACCUAUAACUAGAGCCGCAACAGUGGCCACGGUUAAGUGACAGACUUGAAAACCAAAUUAUUGCAUUUUGAAAUGCAUAUUAACAUCUUAGCUCGACUAUGGGAGAGAAUUAUUUUGAUUUAGUCUGGACUACAGUCUGUUGACCUAGAUGAUCCAGUCAGUAGCUCGAUUACACAUGUAACAGCUGACUCUUAUAAACCCUCAGGAAGAGCUGAACUGCCGAAUUUUUGUCAAUUUCUCUGACCCUGAUUUUGACUGUGUUGAUGUCAACAAGCUCCCUGUUCCCAAACGCUUUGCGCCCUCCCAUAGUACACAUAGAGAGCCAUGUGAUUUCAUGUCGUGGCCAAAGCGCAGUAUCAGCAUAAACCCCUUGGUUUGCACAGUGGGGUAUGGCAUCGCGUCUGCAGCAGUUAACACACAGCGGGAGACUUAAAUGAACUUGUGGUGGUGGAGCGCAGCGUUGACCUCAAGGUUUUCAUUGGACCUUGCAGGAUCAAUUAACACGGCUCACUCUGUUUCUGCUGUAAAGGGUUGUUGCUGUCUCAGCUGACACACCACAGUUAUGGCCAAUUAAUUUCCACGGUCAUAGAGCCGUGACUUGAUCACGCACAACUUCCAUCAACCGCCCCCCACCCGGGGGGUCGCGCCCCACUAUUUGAGAACUACUGACUUGUGGGGGGGGUCAACAACCUCCCUGUCUUUAGGUUGUCAGUUUUCAUGAGUAUUAAAGAGUAUUAAGUAAAUUAUGUGACGCCAUUUGCUGCAAAAUUUGUCUUCACAAAAUUCACGUUGUUAUUAACCACAUACUUGAAAAGGGGAUUUAUAGAAUGUAUAUCUGAGCUAAUCCGUUUUUAGCAUUCCUUGGCACUGGCCAACAAUAUCUUCUUUUCCUUUCAGCUUCUCCCUUCAGGGGUCACCACCACAGCUGAUCAUCUUCCUCCAUCUCACCCUGUCCUCUGCUUCCUCUUCUCUCAAACCUACAAACCUCAUGUCCUCCUUCACCACCUCCAUCAAUCUCCUCUUUGGCCUUCCUCUCCACCUUCUGCCUGGCAGUUCCAACCUCAACAUCUUCCUGCCAAUGUACUGGCUCUCUCUCCUCUGUACAUCACAGAAUACAUGAAAAAAAAAUGAAGUCAAACCUGACUUUGUGCUUCUUUAUUCUUCACUCUCUCGUGCUCUCAUACCUACGUGCUGUAUUGCAGAUAUCUGGUUGAAUCGGGAGGGCGUUCAUCAUCAUAAUGGCCGACCAGCUUAUCAGCAAUGUCUACGUGUUUAUAUGUAUGUGUUUUAAACAUCCACACAAGAACCUGAUGAAAUAUUACAUCUCUCGGGGCAUCUUCAGGUUUGGUAGCAACAACCAGGGACAUAUACUGUUGAUGUAUUUCAAGCUGCACUGCACUUCAUGCUCCCUCAACUGCUCUUUGUACAAGUCUGCAGAGAGGUCUGUUGGACGUGAACGCUCAUCCAGACGUACUCGCUAUGAUAUCCCCAAUCCUUCGCUCUGUCACAGGGGAGCGAGAGGACGACUGAAAUCAGAAGGCAUUGGAGAUAUUUUUAGGAAAACAUGACCUACUUCUUUGUUUCUAUAAAAGACAAGUGAUAAUCUCAAGUCUGGUCAAAUAAAGAUAAGAGAUAUACAAAUAUCCCCACAGGUCUCUCUGAACCAACAGCAGGCAUUUUUUUCCCCUCCUUCAUCUUGUUUGCUGCAGCUUAGCUAAAUAAACACUCGUCGUCCUGCGAUGUCCCGGGCUCCUCUGCUGAUACAAUCUUACUUCUCGCUCUGUGUGUGUGAUCAUGUCGUCCAAAACACAAUCUGAUAAGGUAAUCUGAUUGUGCUUCGUAUCUGAAUCUGGAUGCGUUUGUAUUUAUUGUUUAGCAUUUGUGCAUGGUGUGAUAGGAUGAUAAACACACAAAAAGUUGAGAGAAAAAUCAGCUAUUAUUUGUUGUUGCGUCUGGCAAUGUCUAAAAAAAUAGAUGAAAUCCUGAUUUCAGUGCUUUCAACAUGUACAGUGGAGCAAAAAAAAAGUAUUUGCUCAGCCACUGAAUUUGCAAGCUCUCCUACUUGGAAAGAUGACAGAGGUCUGCAAUUUUCAUCAGAGGUCCACUUCAACUAUCAGUGACAAAAUGAAAAAAAAAAUAUAAUAAGGAAAUCAGGUUGCAGGAUUUCUAAAAAAAAAAAAAAAAAAAAAGAUUUGUAAAUCACCGUGAGUAUUUGGUCGAUAACAGAACUCAAUACUUUGUAACCUAUGUUGGCUCUAAGUCUUCAUCAGGUCUGCAGACACUGCAGCUGGUAUUUUGGCCCAUUGCUCCAUGCAAAUCUCCUCUACAGCAGUGAUGUUUCAGGGCUGUUGCUGGGCAACAUAGACAUUCGACUCCCUCCACUGAUUUUUCUGUGGGGUUGAGGCCUGGAGACUGGCGAGGCCACUCUUGGACCUUGAAAUGCUUUUUAUGGAGCCACGCCUUUGUUGCUAGAGUGGUGUGCUUGGAAUCAGUGUCAUGCUGGAAGACCCAGCUGCCUGCCAUCUCAAUCCUGGAAAGGAGGUUUUGGCUUAAAAUGUCACGUGACAUGGCCCCUGUUUGUUCUUCCCUGAACAUGGAUCAGUUGACCUGUUCCCCAUGCAGAAAAACAGCCCCAAAGUACCGCUAUCGGGUAUUAGUCUGAUACUGGGCGCGAGUACUCGUAGUCAUGCUCCGAUGCCACAGAUACCACGAAAAUGAUAUCACUUUGCAGCGGCUGUCAAGUUUUGUUUGUCAGUUAUAACAGUAAAAUGUAUGUUUGCACUGAGGUGAAACUUGUUACUGUCACCCUUGUACAAGAAAAACAUACUGAGGAAUGUUGUUAAAAUAAUGAUAUAUAUGAAAAAAAAGUCUUAAUGUGUAAUGGCACACUCUGUAUUGGUAUCUGAGUACUCAAAUGAAAGGACACUGCCCGUUUUAGAAAAAAAGCGGUAAGCUCUGAUAGAAGGUUACCAUAAGGUUGAUAUCACAUGCAGGAAGCAGAGAACAUCGAUGAAGGUGUCCAUAAAAUAGAAGUGACAAUCUGCAUUUCUAAAUAACAAGAAAAAAAACCAUACAUUAACAGGAUUAAUAAUGAAGAUAUACAUUCAAAGACAAUUCAUGAGUCUAAACAAAUGACAGGAAAACGUGAUAUGCUGGUCCCACACAGUCAGAGGCUCGGUUCCACUGACCUUUACCGAGAAAUGCAUUUUUGUGAGUGUGUGUGUGUAAGUGCUGCUUGAAGUAGCUGUAGUAAUAUCCACAGACGUCAGAAGUCUCUCUCUCUCGCUCUCUCUCUCUCUCUCUCUCUCUCUGCUGUACAUCACACCACUGCCCUUCAGCCAGAUGCUGCAAAUCCCUCAUUGCCCUUUUAAUUAUGGCUAAGAUUUAGGUCCCAUCUUCACUUUUUAACGGCCGGAAAGGUCUUCAGCAAAGCAGAUUUUCCAUGAAAUGUUUAAUCACUAUUAUUCAUUUCAUUUCCCUGCACGCCACACAAAAAAGAAACGCUGAUAUUGUGUCUGCAGUUUUCGUUGACUGGGAAUUAAAAACUGUAUUUCAGAGAUCCUCGUCUGAACUGUUUCUUUAUUGUUCCAUGUUGUUUUUUUAUUUUUAUUUAUUUUUUGGA
Messenger RNA from Synchiropus splendidus (mandarinfish), 6910 nucleotides. RefSeq names its product galactose-1-phosphate uridylyltransferase (gene galt). Gene Ontology annotation, molecular function: zinc ion binding; UDP-glucose:hexose-1-phosphate uridylyltransferase activity. Gene Ontology annotation, cellular component: cytoplasm. The transcript has 11 exons. The record is from RefSeq and is a predicted model, not a curated record. Bases 80 to 1159 code for a protein of 359 amino acids. Gene Ontology annotation, biological process: beta-D-galactose catabolic process via UDP-galactose, Leloir pathway. NCBI's taxonomy places the organism in Eukaryota, Metazoa, Chordata, Actinopteri, Syngnathiformes, Callionymidae.